AUGCCACCAUUUUUUCCUGUGUCCUCUGUAACUGGUCAAGGAAUUGAUCAUUUAAUUAAAUUUUUAAGUCGUUUAAGUUGUUUAAAUCAAUCAAUCGACGGGGGAUUAUCAUUAAAACAAGAAAAAAAACAGCCUACAUCAAAUCAACCCUUGAACACCGCUGAACAUGUUAAACAAGCGCAAUCUUUAAAUUCAACAGAUAUUUUUCUUGCCUCAAAUGAAAAUCAAAUUCAGUUGAUGUUAAGUAAAAUCAGUGAAGAAAUAAAAAUUAUUAAAACAUAUCGAGAUUUUAAUGGUACACUGUUUUGGAUAAAUCAAGUGUAUACACAAAUCCCGGGAGUGUGUAAUCCCGUUCUAGUUGGACGUGUACAACUUGGUCAAUUGUUGAAUAAUCAAAUACUGUGGCUUGGUCCUGAUCAUUUUGGUGAUUUUUAUCCAGUUCAAAUAGUCAGUCUAAUGCAUAAUCGUCAAGUUCAUGAAAUUGUCUAUGCUGGUCAAUUAGCUUCAAUGGAGGUACAUUUCUUACCAAAGUCGUGGAACACUCUAAGUUAUACCCAACGUAUUCAUAUAUUACAAAAUAUUUCUUCAUCUUAUAAUAAUAAUAAUAAUAACACAAAUAGUGUUAUGAAUCAACAAAAUAAACGAUCACAAUAUUUAUUAUUUGGGAAUGAUAAUGAUAACACUGGGAAUGAAGAAAAUAUCCCCUACAAUGAAGAACCGAAUGAUGAUAGUAAUACCGAUAAGAUGUGGCAUUCAUCUGUAAAACUACGUCGUGGCAUGGUUCUACUCACUUAUCCAAUGUUAAUCAAUAAAAGUCUCUCGAAAUCAUCAUCAUUAUUAUUAUCCCCUACAAAUCCAAAUUCUCCGUCUACAUCUUCUAAUCUUUCUCCUCUAUCCUCAUCGUCAUCCGCCUCCUCCUCCUCGACGUCAUCGCCGUUUUCGCCUUCACCAUCUUCGUAUGAUGCAUUCAUUUGGAAUCAACCAUUGGCAUCAAAAGAUUCUAUCAAUUUUUCAGUGGUCUGGACUGUGAAGCUACGCUUAACCUGUCGUCUACCGAUUGUCUCUUUUAAAUUGGGUACACCACCGAUUAUUUUAACACCGAUACCAUCGAUUGGUCAACGUGUUACUAUCUAUGCUGGUUGUAUAUGUCAAACUGGAGUUGUUAUUGACGGGAGGAUUGAAGAGUAUCAACGUAGUCAAUAUGAUCAGUGUGGGAAUAAUAAUAAUAAUAAUGUAAACAAUAAGAAUCACUUGGAGGAUACAAGUCAUCUUUAUGUACGCUUUACACGGCAACCUGAAUGCGUUGAAAUCGGCCGUCAAUUUAUACUCACCUGGAAUGGUAAUCUGAAAACAGUUGGUUAUGUUAUUGAUCUAAUCGAUCCAUUGAAGUGUAACUCAUCGAUUUCUCCUUUGCUGAACAAUGAGACCAGUAGUAAUAGUAAUAACAAAGAUGAUGCCAGCCAGUUAAUAAAUGACAGUGGUAAUGAUUUCAUAUGGAGAAGACAAAAUACUCUGUCAUUUCAUGAAAAGGAUGAUUAUGACAGUAGUUGGUCAAGUCUACGAAUGAAUUUUAUCGAUCGUAUAAUGAAUACAACUCAUAACAAUGAAAACGGUAACAAUAAUUUGCAAUACUUUUAUCAUAAGUCAAAAUCAUUGUCUUUAUCAAUGGAGGAAUUUGACAACAACACCAACAGCAAUUAUACAUCAACGAAUGAAAAAUUCGAUUCACUGCAUUAUACUACUUCAAUUCAUUUAAGUAGUUUAUUAGAAACAGAGAUAGAAAAUCAAGAGAAUCAGAAGAAGUGUACAGAUCUGUCCAGUGGUGGUGUUGGUGGUGAUGUAAUUCCUCCUGGACAAGAACAACAACAACAACAACGAAAUGAACAACAGUCAUCUGAUAUUGGUGUAAAGUCUUCACAGUCUACGAAUUAUCCUUAUAAUAAUAAUAUUAAUAAUAAGACGUCAUCUUCUUCUUCUUCAAGGUCGAAUAAACGCCGUCAUCGACGGAAACAAAAGUCUUAACCGCUUAUUGUUAUUGUUAUUACUGUUAUCAACAACCUCUGUGGUUUAUUUACUCCUUCGUUGUGUGUGUGUGAUUCUGUUGUCUAAAUAUUCAGUUAUACUGCAAUAAACUUCUUCAUUGGAUUCUUUUGUCUAUUGAAAGUAUUGAGCAUGUGCUGAUACUCUCUCUUCAUUUCUGAAAUGUUCCCUCUUACAGUUUCCUUUUGUGCGGUGUAUAUAUAACGAUAAAAACGCACACACACACUUAUUUAUGCGUUUGUGCGUGUAUCCAUGCUUGUUUGUUUGUGUGCGUGCUUGUGUGUGUGUUUAUUUAUUUAUUUUUCCUUCUAAUUUAUCGAAUUAUAAGUAGUUUAUUUAGUAUUUUUUGAGCGUAUAUUUAUUAUGCAGUAUUUAAUGAUUCUAACUUUCUAUUUCGCGCGCGCCUCUGUCCAUCCGCCCACGCAUGUGCGUGUGUGUGCGUCACAUUGUUUCAAUUGUACAUUGAACAUACAUAUAUAUAUCCUUUGUUUAAAUCAAUUCAAUUAGAUAAUAUUGAAAUUUGAAUAACAGGCAAUAAUAGCAGUGAUACAUCGUCCGUACAACAGGGAAUAAUGGAAGUUACUCAUUUUAUUAUGAUAAUUUUAUUAUAAUAUAGUUCAUUGAAGAAAUAAUUGUGGAAUAAUAAUAAUAAUUAAAGAUGAGUAUGGUGUAUGUAUUGUAGACGGAUUGAAGCAUCUCGAAAAUAUCAGAAUAUGAAUGAAUUAAUGAAUGCAGAGGUGUGAAAAAAGGCGGUGAUGUAAGAGGGUAAGGAUCCCCCAUUUGUUGCUCUUGUUGUUGUUGUUGUCGCUCUUUGAGUUCUUCAUAUUCCUGCUUUUGUUUUUAGUAAUUAGUUUUGCAAUAGAGAAAUUCUUUGUUCGUUUUUUUUUAAUGUUUGUGCGUUUCUUUUUUGGAUGACGUCACAAUAAAAGCAGCUAUGUUAUUAUUACACUUAUUACUAGUGUGUAAUACGAAUCUUGUUAACUUUGAGUUCGACUCGUCAGAGUAUCUUCCGUACUGUGUUUUUACUUAUUUGAGUAGUACCACUCAUGUCUUUUCUGAACAUUAUUCAUCGUUAGUAUUAGUAGAAUAUAAUAUGGAAGUACUGAACUGAACUGCACUGAACUGAACCAUCUUUAUACUUAUUAUUACUUACGUAUAUAUAUGCAUAUAAUUAUUUAUUAUCAACUUGUUCACAGAUAUACUCAUUCACAUUUAUUGAUUUAUUUAUUUAUAUAUUUAUUGAAAAAUAAUAUUUUUCAGUUUUCUCUUGCAAACAUUUCUUUUUUUUGUGUAUUUUGUCUCCAAGUUUAAGGGGUGUUGUUGAACUUUACGGUACUCGUCGCGGUUUUUUUCCCGAUAAACGUCUAACUACUGA
Molecule: messenger RNA, 3415 nt
Organism: Trichobilharzia szidati
Lineage: Eukaryota; Metazoa; Platyhelminthes; Trematoda; Strigeidida; Schistosomatidae
Source: the annotation of a GenBank genome assembly